UUAGUCACUGCCACGGAAAAGAACUAAGAUGAAGGACUGUGGGAUCGACGCUCCGAAUGCCGGAGAUGGUUCAGGUGUCUGGAGGCUGCUAGGAAGUGAGGUCAAACUGCACUCCUGUGGGUGGCCUCUCUGAGAGAACUCAGUGGAGCAGCAGACACUCAACUGUCUCAUCUCGUCGGAUCUUAGUCUCUCCUUGGGCCUUAGAACAGAGAUCGGAGAGGGGCAUGUGACUAUCCUGGAACCGUGGACCCACAGAACCUGAAGAUCCCAGCAGCCUUGGAGCAUGGCAAGUCUGGAGCAUCCUGGGAGCCCUGGCUGGACAGGACCCAUACACCAGUGCACACCAAGAACCAGGCAAGAAGUAUUGCCCUCGGGCCCAGACCUCCCAUGUUCAGGACCAGAAGAACACUUAGAAACCCAGGACGGUCCUAGCUCCAACUCCAGCAUGACCACCAGGGAGCUACAGGAACACUGGCAGAAGGAGAAGAGCCGCUGGCGACAUGUCAAGCUGCUCUUUGAGAUCGCUUCAGCCCGCAUCGAGGAGAGGAGAGUCUCCAAGUUUGUGAUGUAUCAGGUCGUGGUCGUCCAGACCGGGAGCUUCGACAGCAACAUGGCGGUGGUGGAGCGGCGCUACUCGGACUUCGAGAGGCUGCAGAAGGCCCUCCUGAAGCGCUUCGGGCCGGAGCUGGAGGACGUGGCCUUCCCGCGGAAGCGCCUGACGGGGAACCUGUCGGCAGAGACCAUCUGCGAGCGCCGCCUCGACUUCGCGGUGGGCGAGCGCGCGCUGCAGCGUCUGCGGGCCCGCGAGAGCCACCGCUACUACGCGCCGCUGCUGGACGCCAUGGUGCGCUUGGCCUACGCGCUGGGCAAGGACUUCGCGUCGCUGCAGGGCAGGCUGGAUGACAGCCAGCUCCGGAGUCCCACGCAUAGGGGCUUCACCCUGAAGGAGCUCACGGUGCGAGAGUAUCUGUCCUGAACCGGCCUGGCUGGUGCCCAGGCAUCCAGACUACGGACAAGGACCUGGGUCACUGUCGCUGGCGGGCUGCUUGGGGCCAUCGCGGGCGGGUUUUGCUGGGCAUCUUUAAACAAGAACCUCUUUACUAUGUCUGCUAAGCAGAGGGGCUCCUGCGAUCCCCGGAAGAGCCUUCUUGUGCCCCUUGGGUUCUCUAAACCUUGAGCCCACAAGCUUAGCUGUCAAAACUUUGCAAGUACUGUGGGCCUUACCAUCUGGGAAUGGGAUGAACUGCCUUCCGCAGAGAAUGAGUUCAAGGCCAGCCUAGGCAAUUUGGUGAGACUCUCAAAAUACAGAAUUCUGAGGAUGUAGCUCAAUAGCCGAAUGCUUGCCGAACAUAUGAGAUGCCUUAGUUUCAAUCCCUAAUACUACAAUAAAAGAAAAAUAAGCACUUGUUUUUUGUAAGCAGCCAGGGAAGAAGUUUGCGGGUUCAUCGUGUGCAAACAUGUAAUGCACUUCCUCAGAGCUGCUCUGUCUUGCUGCCCCACACCUUCCCUCUGCUCCCAUCACCCCAGCAACAGUUGCAAGGCUUUCCGCCCACUAGUUCAAAGUCCUAGCUCCUCCCAUUAGUGUUGACCACUCAGUGAAGCAGAAGCCCAUCUACUGCUCCUCGGGAAACCUGUCCGCCAGCCCACCCCCAGAGUGAAGAUUGUAGGAUUCUUUGAAGGGUAAAAGGAUGUUGGAGAGUCAGGUGUGGUAGUGCAAGGAGGGAGGCUGAGGCAAGAGAAUCACAAGUUUAAGACUCACCUAGGCCUUAAAAAAAAAAUGAGUCUCAAAAGCAAAAGAGGAGGAAGGAAGGAAAGAAGGAAGAAAGGAAGAAAGAAAAGAGAAAAAAUAUUGGCCCAGAAAGCUACAUGAGCCCGAGGCACUGUGGCACUGGUGGUGUUUGUAAAUGAAGUUAAGGCAGCUGUGCCUUCAUCUGCUUUCUUGGGUUUUGUACACACAGAGGGAAGGAAAUGGGAUGAGAUAAGGGACGGGGUUUGGGGAGGCAAAGGAAUCCUUCACAGCUCCCCAUUUAAGGAGUCAGUGCCCAUGGAACCUCUCUGGUAGGUUGGAGUGUUCUUGAUGAAUCCUAGGAUGGGGAAAAGACAACCUCAGACCUCAUGGUGAAGGGUAAUCAGGACUAAUGAUCUGAGCUGAUGGAACAGUCUGGCUUGAAGACUUAACCCGCUGCUGCAUUCAGAGUGAAUGAGCCAAGAGACCAAGGCACCACACUGAUGUAGGAAGAGUUAGUUCUUCCAAGGUAGGCAUUCACAAAACUGCACCCAAAUCUUGUUCAACAUCAACGCCUUAUGGCAACUACCAUAAUGGGCCCAUAAAGGUCUUUAGAAUGAAGCAGAGAGAAAGUCUUCCUUCAGGCAGUUUUUCCAGGAAGACACAGCAAGUGGGAAAUAUUGGGCUUCUUGAAAAGCUGGUCUUAGGGGAAAUUAAUGUGCUCAGUGGCAAAAUAAAAGCUGUGUCUGUUUGUACUGGU
This is a messenger RNA of Myodes glareolus (Bank vole), 2486 nucleotides long. Lineage: Eukaryota; Metazoa; Chordata; Mammalia; Rodentia; Cricetidae. The record is from RefSeq and is a predicted model, not a curated record.